Eutrema salsugineum is the source of this 936-nucleotide messenger RNA. RefSeq names its product cytochrome c oxidase subunit 5b-1, mitochondrial. The coding region runs from base 175 to 705 and encodes 176 amino acids. The transcript is spliced from 6 exons. Gene Ontology annotation, biological process: mitochondrial electron transport, cytochrome c to oxygen. The record is from RefSeq and is a predicted model, not a curated record. Lineage: Eukaryota; Viridiplantae; Streptophyta; Magnoliopsida; Brassicales; Brassicaceae. Gene Ontology annotation, cellular component: mitochondrial envelope.
AGACAUCUCUCAUUUCUCCUCAAGGCCACUAAAAAACGGAGCAUCGGUGAAGAGAUUCGAACUAGCAAAACAAAAAACGUUUGGGGAGGUUUCGCCAAUCCUUAAAGGUGUGACCUGAGAUCACGACACAAACAAUCUCUACUCGAAGCCCCUUUUGAUUCAUCACUCAUCACCAUGUGGAGAAGAAUUGUCUCCUCUCACUUGAAAACCCUAGCCGCCGAUGUCGCCGCUGCUUCGCCUCGUCGAUCGAUAGCCACCACCGCGAGACCAGUUGGCUUCUAUCUCGCUGCCGAUCGAUCAGCUAUUCCUGCAUCUUUUUCCGUCAUCCCUCGUCAUUUCAGCUCCGAAUCAGUGGAGACGCUUGCGAAGAAGAAGGUGGAGGAUGUAAUGCCCAUUGCAACUGGACAUGAGAAGGAAGAGCUUGAAGCUGAAUUGGAGGGAAGGAGGCUGCUUGACAUUGACUUCCCCGAAGGGCCUUUUGGAACAAAGGAAGCUCCUGCUAUUGUCAAAUCCUACUAUGACAAGCGAAUUGUGGGAUGCCCCGGUGGUGAAGGCGAGGAUGAGCACGAUGUUGUGUGGUUCUGGCUCGAGAAAGGAAAGUCUUUUGAAUGCCCGGUGUGCACUCAGUACUUUGAGCUGGAAGUGGUUGGUCCUGGUGGGCCUCCCGAUGGUCACGGUGAUGAAGAUGAUGAGCACCACCACUGAUUCCGGCCUCUCCCUUGCCGCGAGUUUUACUUUUUGUUUUCACUUUUUCAUAUAUCUUAACAUUUUUUUGAGAAUAAAACAAAUUCCGCAGUUGGUGAAACCGGCUCUAACUGUUAUGUUUUGGUUAUGAGUAUUUUCCCUUUAUGUAGAGGAAUACCUCCUCAUGAAAUACUUAUCAAAGCACAAUGUAAUGAAUCUCUGUUUUCUCUCUUCUCUCGUCUCUUUUAUUCU